AUGGGUAAACUGUGCCCUCUAGAGCCAAAAUCCAAGGUUCACAGCGCAUCACAAUCGCUGCCAGGAAAACUUCAGAGGAACAACAAUGGCAAAGCAGGUGACUUGGUGUUCAUAGUCAGUCUCACCUUGGCCUUAUCUGGGGCUUCCAUAUCUCAAAAGAUUAAACUGCCUAAAUUAGACUGUGCUCUCACCAGACACAGCGAGAAGUCCCUGGGGAGCCGGAGAGGAACGAUGGGUUUUUGCUGGAGCGGGGAGUGUGGCAACAGGCCUUGCUGGGCAGACCAUUACAUGCCCUGCUACGCUGGUUGGGUGGGCCCCACUGUGCUGCUCUGCAUCUAUGGUUUCUGCUCCAUGAUGAGACCCAUAGAGCCCUUCAUGACAGAGUUUCUCACGGGAACUUACAAGAAUCUCACCAGCGAGCAGGUAACUAGACAAGUGAUUCCUGUGUGGACUUACUCCAGCCUGGUUCUCCUUGCCCCAAUCCUCUUGGUGACAGACUUCCUCAGGUAUAAGCCUGUAAUCAUUCUCCAGGGGCUCACCUAUGUCACAGCAUUUCUGCUGUUACUAGUUGGCUCAGGAGUCCACUCGGCUCAGUUGGCUUUCUUCUGCUACAGCACUGCCACAGCAGCAGAUGUGGCCUAUUUCUCCUACAUUUACAGCAUGGUGCUGCCCAGCUAUUAUCAGAGAGUGACCAGUUACGUCAGGGGGGCCAUACUGCUGGGCUACGCUGUUGGUGCCCUGCUGGCACAACUGCUAGUGUCUUUGGGUGGUGUGUCCUUGUAUUGCUUAGCUUUUGUGACCCUCAUCUCUGUCUCUGUAUCACUAAUAACCUCAUUUUUCCUGCCCAUGCCGGAGUCCAGGUUAUUUCUUAACAGAACAUAUUCUGCACAACAGGGAAACUCAGCUGAGGACAAUCACGACUCUGAAAGCCUGGACAUCUCUGUCUGGGUAAAGGGCAUGAUGGCUGCCAAGCAGGUUGGGAGGAUGUUCAGAAGGCUUAUAUGGGACUGUAAGAAAUGUUAUUCUUCUGCGGCUGUGCUCUUCUUCUGCAUAUGGGCAGCUGCUGGGAGAUGCGGCUUUACCCAGGUUACAAGCUACGUCCAGCUUCUAUGGGUUUAUAUGCAGCCCCAUAACUUCACAGCCUACAAUGGGGGGGUGGACGCCAUCAGCACAUUGUCAGGAGCUGCAGCCACUGUUGCUGUGGGACACGUGUCUCUGGAGUGGUCUGUGUGGGGGGAGCUGGUCCUGGGGGUUUUCACAUUCCUGAUCGCUGGGUCUGUAUUCCUAAUGGAUAUGUCUGACAACAUCUGGAUCAGCUACGCAUGCUUCUUCCUGUUCAAAACAGUUUACAUGCAGCUCACCACCAUCUGCACUUUUCAGAUAGCCAAGAUGCUGAACAGGAGCCGCUUUGCUUUAGUAUUCGGGAUGAACAGUUUUGUGGGCACAGUCCUUCAGAGUGUCCUUACCGCCAUCGUCAUCAACACCAAGUCUCUUCAGCUCACCAUCACCUCGCAGUUUCUUAUCUACGCCUCGUACUUUGCUGCCAUUUCUGUGCUGUUCACAGUCAGAGGUGUGUAUACUUUGCUCCAUAUGAAACUUCCCACUGGGGGCCACCAGCCAGAAAGAGCCAACGCCCUGCCAGAGGCCUCACAUCUGUGAAGAAUCUCUGAGACACAAAAAAACAAGGAUUUUUAACAUAACUGUCAUCAAUUUCAACAUCAGCAGCA
Micropterus salmoides (largemouth bass) is the source of this 1727-nucleotide messenger RNA. RefSeq names its product thiamine transporter 2-like. Gene Ontology annotation, biological process: transmembrane transport; vitamin transport. The record is from RefSeq and is a predicted model, not a curated record. Gene Ontology annotation, cellular component: plasma membrane. Lineage: Eukaryota; Metazoa; Chordata; Actinopteri; Centrarchiformes; Centrarchidae. Gene Ontology annotation, molecular function: vitamin transmembrane transporter activity. The transcript is spliced from 6 exons. The coding region runs from base 1 to 1659 and encodes 552 amino acids.